AUUACAUUCAUCCGCGGGUCACUUUCAAAGGACUUUCAUUGAAUUGAGAAACAUCUAGGCCUCUAGAUAAUUUCGAGUGGAUAUAUUUAAAACGCAAAUCGCUUUUUUAUUUGAUUUGAUUAUAACGAUGCAUUUAAUUAUUUUCAAGCUCGUCAAGGAUUUCAGAAAGUGCGAUGUAAAGGAAAUUAGGUAAAAAAUUUAACCCAUAUUGACAACACUAUCGAGUAGCUGUACUGCAAUAUUCAUAACAGUGAAGCUGGAAAAUGUUACUGAACGUUAGGUGUGAAUUGUGAAGGUGCAAAAGGGCACCUGGAUUGAUGACUGCAGGCAUUAAGUAGCUCUCCAGGGUGCUGAAGUUGAAUCUCUCAACGCCACUGACGAGCCUCAUCAAACUCUUGUUUGUGAGCUGAGAUCUUCUCAACAUUUGUUUAUGCCCACGGCGCGACUGAUGCUGGAAAACCGUCGUGAAAGAUGACCGUCUAACCAUAUGAAGGAUAUAAAUCUACGUUAUUAAAGAAAACACUGGAGGAAAGAGGUAAAACUUUGUGGAGAUGUUUUCAUGCAUCAAGAGGCCCAUAUAAAUAAUGGUGUCUCUUUGCAACAUCCAUCUCUCAUAACGGCUUCUGACGGAGGACAAUGCAACAUAUUCACCUCCCAUUCGGAGGUGAUUUAAGGGAGUUAUCCAGUUACCCCUGCUGCCCUGUCCUCCGGAGCAGACACAGCCUCUCUACGCUCCCAUUUUACAGCAUUACACUAUGGAUUAUUCUUGGUGUUUUGACGUUUCCAUGCUGUGUCAAAUGCCUGAUUUUCAAAGUAGGCGUCCUGGGGCCUUGGAACUGUGACCCUUAUUAUGCGAAAUCACUUCCUGCCAUUGCGUCCAGACUGGCUGUUGGCCGCAUAAACGAGGAUUUUAGUUUAGACCUGGGCUGUACGAUGGACUUCGUCAUCCUUCAAGAGGCUUGCGAGACAUCCAAAGCCUUGACCUCAUUUGUACAGUAUGAGAACGCGGUUGAUGCGUUUGUAGGCCUUACAAAUCCAGGAUACUGCAAUGCUGCGGCGCUCAUGGGCAAGAAUUGGGACAAGUCUAUGUUUUCAUGGGCGUGCAUUAACUAUGAGUUAGACCGGGUCCAGGGCUACCCAACAUUUGCUCGAACUUUACCAUCCCCGACACGGGUGCUCUUCAGUGUACUUAGGUUUUUCAGCUUGGCUAACAUAGCCAUCGUGUCUUCUAAUGAGGAUAUAUGGAUCGACACCGCUGCCAAAUUGGCUAGUGCUCUCAGAAACCAGGGGCUUCCUGUUGGCAUCGUUGUGUCCAUGGGGAAUAAUGACACCAUGCUGGAGAACACAUUGCUGAGCAUACGAAACGCAGGGGAGAUCAAAGUCAUCAUUAUGUGCAUGCACUCAGCGCUCAUUGGAGGAGAGCAACAAACGUCAUUCCUGAUCAAGGCCUAUGACAUGGGAUUGACGAGGGGUCAGUAUGUGUUUAUACCAUACGACACCCUCCUGUACAGCCUGCCCUACACCAACACCACCUACUUCCCACUGCAAAACAACACCAAACUGCGCAAAGCCUACGACGCUGUACUCACCAUCACCGUAGAGUCAGACCUGAUGUCAUUCAACGAAGCGUACAACAUGGCCAAACGAUUCGGAGAACUGAUGCUGUCACAAGAGCCAGAGCAGGUCUCUCCGCUCUUUGGUACAAUCUACAACAGUUUGUACCUCCUUGCCAAGUCCAUGCACAACGCCAGAAGAGCUGGUAAGUGGUUCUCCGGGUCCAACCUGGCCUCCUUCACGAGGAACAUCACAUUUUCAGGGUUCAACCAGAACAUCCGCAUGGACGCCCAAGGGAACGGGCAGACCGACUACGUGAUCUUAGACACUGAUGGCUGGGGAUCUGAACUGUAUCGUUGCUUUUAUGUGAACCUGACUUUAGAUAAGGUGCUGUUCGCCGGCACGUACAUUCAUUUCCCUGCAGCUUCACCUCCACCUUCAGACUCCAGCUGCUGGUUUGACCCCAAUGCCAUCUGCGCAGGAGGUGUGGAAAUAACAUAUGUCAUCAUAGCGUUUGUGAUUGUCCUCAUUAUAGUUCUUGGUUCUAUUGGUCUAGCUCUAUUCGUAAGGAGGCGAAUCCAACAAAUCCAGCUGAUCAAAGGGCCCAACAGAAUCCUGCUUACGCUUGAGGAUCUGACCUUCAUCAACCCUCAGCUGAGCAAGAGGAAAAUCACCCUUGAGGAUCUUUGCGACUCAAAAAGUUACAUUGAGGAGAAGAGCACAGGUGAACGUUCCCGCUCUGUGAAUAGCAUGGCAACAGCAACACAUGAAACUUCAAACGUGGCUGUAUAUGAGGGCGACUGGGUGUGGCUAAAAAAAUUUAAGGAGGGACAUUUCAAGGAGGUUAAACAGAGCACCACUAAGAUCUUCACCAAGAUGAAGGACCUACGGAAUGAAAAUGUCAAUCUGUUUUUGGGGUUCUUCACCGAUUGUGAGAUGUUUGCUAUUGUGACUGAACACUGUUCUCGAGGGAGUCUACACGAUCUCCUUCGCAAUGAAGAUGUCAAACUGGACUGGAUGUUUAAAUCCUCUUUAGUGCUGGAUCUCAUUAAGGGCAUGAAAUAUCUUCACCACAGGGAAUUUCCUCAUGGGCGCCUGAAGUCUCAUAAUUGUGUAGUAGAUGGACGUUUUGUCUUAAAGAUCACUGAUUAUGGAUACAAUGAGAUUCUUGAGACCCAGAAAGCUCCAAAGGAGACCCCACCUCCAGAGGAUCUAUUCUGGACAGCUCCUGAACUUCUCAGAGACCCUGAAAGUCCCCGAAAAGGAACUUAUAAAGGAGAUGUGUACAGUUUUUCGAUUAUACUUCAAGAAGUGGUGGUCAGAGGAGCGCCGUACUGCAUGCUCGGCUUGUCUCCUGAAGAGAUAAUAAGGAAGGUGAAGAAACCUCCGCCUAUGUGCAGGCCCACUGUCGCUCCAGAUCAAGCUCCACUGGAAUGCAUCCAGUUAAUGAAGCAGUGCUGGACUGAACAGCCUGAUAGAAGGCCUCCUUUUGAUCAGAUCUUUGAUCAGUUCAAGCUCAUCAACAAGGGCAAAAAGACCAAUAUUAUUGACUCCAUGCUGCGUAUGCUGGAGCAGUACUCCUCUAACCUGGAGGACCUGAUCAGGGAAAGAACAGAGGAGCUGGAGGUAGAGAAACAGAGGACAGAGAAGCUUCUGGCUGAGAUGCUUCCUCCUUCUGUGGCAGAAGCUCUGAAAACCGGUGCCUCCGUGGAGCCAGAGUACUUUGAUCAAGUCACCCUCUACUUCAGUGACAUUGUAGGCUUCACCACCAUCUCAUCCCUUAGUGACCCAAUUGAGGUUGUAGACCUGCUCAAUGACCUUUACUCCCUAUUUGAUGCCGUGCUUGGCAGCCACGAUGUCUACAAGGUUGAAACCAUUGGAGAUGCCUACAUGGUGGCCUCUGGGCUGCCGAAGAGGAACGGCAACAAGCACGCAGCCGAGAUCGCCAACAUGUCCCUGAACAUUCUCAGCUCCGUGGGCUCCUUCAAGAUGCGGCACAUGCCAGAAGUUCCGGUCAGAAUACGGAUCGGCAUUCACUCAGGUCCGUGUGUUGCUGGAGUCGUGGGUCUAACUAUGCCUAGAUACUGCCUUUUUGGAGACACAGUCAACACCGCCUCUCGUAUGGAAUCUACAGGGUUGCCUUACAGAAUUCAUGUGAACAUUAGUACAGUGAAUAUUCUCCGCUCACUGAACGAUGGCUACAAAAUAGAAGUCCGAGGAAAGACUGAGCUUAAGGGGAAAGGCAUUGAAGAAACAUACUGGCUUGUAGGAAAGUCUAAUUUUACAAAGCCUUUGCCAAAACCACCUGAGAUCAAACCAGGAGAUAACUGGCAAGACAUGAUGACGGAGGAGAUCAAGUCAAUAUUUCGCAAGGCCAACAGACAAGUGGACAAGCCCAAAAUCUGAGAAGCACAAGGAUGUUAAAACUGACCAAGAAGGAAAGACACAUGACAAGUUGCAUGGGAGGGAAACAAUGGACAACACAAGCA
Sinocyclocheilus rhinocerous is the source of this 4043-nucleotide messenger RNA. RefSeq names its product guanylate cyclase 2F, retinal (gene gucy2f). Lineage: Eukaryota; Metazoa; Chordata; Actinopteri; Cypriniformes; Cyprinidae. The coding region runs from base 637 to 3960 and encodes 1107 amino acids. The record is from RefSeq and is a predicted model, not a curated record. Gene Ontology annotation, molecular function: protein kinase activity; adenylate cyclase activity; ATP binding. Gene Ontology annotation, biological process: cGMP biosynthetic process; protein phosphorylation; receptor guanylyl cyclase signaling pathway. Gene Ontology annotation, cellular component: plasma membrane. The transcript is spliced from 19 exons.